GAACCACCAGGGUGCUGCUCUCUGGAGGUUGAUCUUUACACUCAUCCUUGUCAUUUUCUCCAUUCAAACCCACCUACUCCUUCCCACUUCGCAACCACCAGGCACUCUCAUUCUUGCUCUCCCCUAUCCACUUUAUCAGUUCAUGUAUGCCUGAGUUCAAGAUCUCCGCUUCUCUGGAGGGCCACGGCGAUGAUGUUCGCGCUGUGGUCUUUCCUCACCCAAAUGCCGUCUUCUCAGCGUCUCGCGAUGCCACAGUGCGACUAUGGAAACUAGUCUCUACCCCGCCUCCGACGUAUGACUACAACAUCACUUGUCAUGGCUCAGCCUUCAUCAACGCCCUAGCAUACUAUCCCCCAACACUCGACUUCCCCGAUGGCCUGGUCCUCUCCGGCGGACAAGAUACAAUCAUCGAGGCGAGACAACCCGGUAAAGCCGCUGAUGACAAUGCGGACGCUAUGCUUCUUGGCCAUGCACACAACGUGUGUGCGCUGGACGUCUCACAUGAGGGUGGAUGGGUAGUAAGUGGAAGCUGGGACUCUACCGCUCGGCUCUGGAAAAUUGGCAAAUGGGAAUGUGAUCUCGUGCUGGACGGUCAUCAAGGAAGUGUUUGGACGGUGCUCGCUUACGAUAAGGAUACUAUCAUCACUGGUUGCGCGGAUAAGAUGAUCCGUAUUUUCAACACCUCAGGGAAACUCCUGAAAACAAUCAAGGACUCUCAAGAUGUUGUUCGGGCUUUGUGCAAGGUCCCUGCUUCCCACCCUUCUGGUGCGCACUUCGCUUCUGCAAGCAACGAUGGUUUGAUUCGACUCUACACCAUCCAAGGACAACUUGUUGGAGAACUUCAUGGGCACGAAAGUUUCAUCUACUCAUUGGCCGCCUUGCCUUCGGGUGAGUUGGUCAGCGCUGGUGAAGACAGAACGGUCAGAGUGUGGGACGGCAUGCAGUGCGUGCAAACGAUAACACAUCCCGCGAUUUCGGUGUGGAGCGUGGCUGCUUGUCAGGAGACCGGGGAUAUUAUCACAGGCGCCAGUGAUCGAGUCACUCGCAUCUUCACCAGGAGUGAGGACCGGGUCGCUAGUGCUGAGGUGAUACAACAGUUCGAAAGGACAGUCAAAGAGUCUGCAAUCCCUGAACAGCAAGUCGGCAAAAUCAACAAGGAGCAACUUCCUGGUCCCGAGUUCCUGAAGCAGAAGUCGGGCACCAAGGAUGGACAGGUACAGAUGAUUCGUGAGACGGAUGGUAGCAUCACUGCUCACACAUGGUCCAUGGCAUCCCGAGAAUGGAUUGCAGUUGGCACGGUGGUUGAUUCCGCUGCCAGCAGUGGAAGGAAAAUUGAGUAUCUGGGACAGGAUUACGACUAUGUCUUCGAUGUCGACGUGGAGGACGGCAAGCCGCCUCUCAAAUUGCCAUACAACGUCUCUCAGAACCCCUACGAAGCAGCAACGAAAUUCAUUCAGGACAACGAAUUGUCCAUGAAUUACCUGGAUCAAGUUGCGCAGUUUAUUGUUCAGAACAGUCAGGGUGCCAGCCUUGGCCAGUCUACCCAAGGCCCGACACCUUCUGGUGCCGACCCCUGGGGGCAAGAAAGGCGUUACCGUCCUGGAGACGGUCAAGAAUCACAACCAGCCCAGCCUGCGCCAGCUCCAGAGCCCCGUCCCAAAGUCCUCCCUCAGAAGCAAUAUUUGUCAAUCAAGUCCGCCAACCUUAAAGUGAUCGCGAAGAAACUCCAAGAGCUAAACGAGCAGCUUGUGACGUCUGGAUCAAAAGAACUGUCUUUGAGUCCAUCGGAACUCGAAACUGUGGUUUCUCUCUGCACCCAGCUAGAAUCGUCAAGCUUGAACGAUUCGCCCAUUGCAGGUACCGGUGUCGUUUUACUAUACAAAGUCGCAACUCUCUGGCCUGCUUCCAGUAGACUCCCUGGUCUGGAUCUCCUCCGACUGUUGGCGGCUGCUACUCCCGUGGUUGCAACUGCAGACUACGAUGGUAAGGACCUAAUCUCCGGGCUCCUUUCUAGCGGCGUAUUCAACUCUCCGUUGAAUGUCAACAAUGCAAUGCUAUCGGUCCGAAUGCUGGCGAACCUUUUCGAAACAGAAGCUGGUCGCAAUCUAGCUAUGAGCCGGUUCGAUGAGACAUUGCCAGCAAUCAAGUCAGCCUUGUCCAACAGCGGAACAACGCCGAACCGAAAUUUGACCAUUGCUGUCGCAACCCUCUAUAUCAACGUCGCAGUGUACCUGACUUCGGGAGGCAACGAAUCAGCCCCGGAGUCGUCGGAGAGGGGACUGGUGCUUCUUGCAGAGCUCACGCAGAUGCUGCAGGGCGAGAAGGACUCAGAGGCAGUCUAUCGCAGCCUUGUUGCAGUCGGCACGUUGGUCAAAGCACUAGGUGAGGAGGUCAAGGCUGCAGCAAAGGAGGUCUAUGAUGUUAAUGCUCUUCUCAAUACGAUCUCGAGCUCCAGUCUCGGGAAGGAGCCGAGAACAAAGGGCAUCAUCAGUGAGAUUAAGGAGGCGCUGUCGUAGACUGCGCGUUUGCUCGUAGGGCCUGUCACGGGCUUAGAUAGGGUGGUUCUACUAUUUUAGACCCUCCAAGGAUUAUAAAUAUUGGCUAACGAUAGCGAAGCACACUUGCAUGGAAUCAACAUCGACUGACUAGCUGUCAUUCACCAGAGUACAUACAUGACUUCUUCAUUUCCUCCC
Aspergillus saccharolyticus JOP 1030-1 is the source of this 2693-nucleotide messenger RNA. Its product is annotated as WD repeat PLAP family protein. The transcript is spliced from 3 exons. Bases 147 to 2516 code for a protein of 789 amino acids. Gene Ontology annotation, cellular component: nucleus; cytoplasm. NCBI's taxonomy places the organism in Eukaryota, Fungi, Ascomycota, Eurotiomycetes, Eurotiales, Aspergillaceae. The record is from RefSeq and is a predicted model, not a curated record. Gene Ontology annotation, biological process: ubiquitin recycling; proteasome-mediated ubiquitin-dependent protein catabolic process. Gene Ontology annotation, molecular function: ubiquitin binding.